CGUUACUAGAAGGGCUCCAGGAUGGAGGCCGGCCUGACUUCUCCGCCUCGGUGGGCUGGGUCGGCGGCUGGAGCAUUACCCCUACUGCGGGUCCCGCUGCUGGCAGCGCUGGAAACUGGGUGGACGGCAUGGGUUGGUCUCAGGAUUUGUUCCGCGCCUUGUGGAGAUCGCUGUCAAGGGAAGUGAAGGAGCACGUGGGCACAGACCAAUUCGGGAACAAAUACUACUACAUCCCGCAGUACAAGAACUGGAGAGGACAAACUAUUCGAGAGAAAAGAAUUGUAGAAGCAGCAAAUAAAAAAGAAGUAGACUAUGAAGCAGGGGAUAUUCCAACAGAAUGGGAAGCUUGGAUUAGAAGAACAAGAAAGACUCCACCUACUAUGGAGGAAAUACUAAAGAAUGAAAAACACAGAGAAGAAAUCAAAAUAAAAAGCCAAGAUUUUUAUGAAAAAGAAAAACUCCUUAGUAAAGAGACCAGUGAGGAACUCCUGCCUCCACCAGUUCAAACUCAAAUUAAAGGCCAUGCCUCUGCUCCAUACUUUGGAAAGGAAGAACCCUCAGUGGCUCCCAGCAGCACUGGUAAAACCUUUCAGCCAGGAUCCUGGAUGCCACGAGAUGGCAAGAGCCACAAUCAAUGAAUGCAUUAUGGUCAAAUCUUUUCAUGUAUAUGGAUGUGACUAUUUUAACAAAUAAAAGAAGUGAAAAGUUAA
This is a messenger RNA of Pan troglodytes (chimpanzee), 710 nucleotides long. It is a transcript of the gene NDUFAF2, whose product is annotated as NADH:ubiquinone oxidoreductase complex assembly factor 2. Bases 129 to 638 code for a protein of 169 amino acids. The transcript is spliced from 4 exons. Lineage: Eukaryota; Metazoa; Chordata; Mammalia; Primates; Hominidae. Gene Ontology annotation, biological process: mitochondrial respiratory chain complex I assembly. The record is from RefSeq and is a predicted model, not a curated record. Gene Ontology annotation, cellular component: mitochondrion; respiratory chain complex I; membrane.